AUGAGUGAUAAGCCAGACUUGUCUGAAGUGGAGAAGUUUGACAAGUCAAAACUGAAGAAAACUAACACUAAAGAAAAAAACACUCUUCCCUCAAAGGAAACUAUCCAGCAGGAGAAAGAGUGUGGUCAAACAUCGUAAAAUGGG
This is a messenger RNA of Kogia breviceps (pygmy sperm whale), 144 nucleotides long. RefSeq names its product thymosin beta 15C (gene TMSB15C). The record is from RefSeq and is a predicted model, not a curated record. Gene Ontology annotation, biological process: actin filament organization; regulation of cell migration. Gene Ontology annotation, molecular function: actin monomer binding. Gene Ontology annotation, cellular component: cytoplasm. NCBI's taxonomy places the organism in Eukaryota, Metazoa, Chordata, Mammalia, Artiodactyla, Physeteridae.